CUCUCUCUCUCUCUCUCAUUGAAGCCCUUCUUCUUCCAACAACAUAGUAUAUAGUCCAGCCCGAGUUCUCCAUUCCCGCUGGAAGCUUUAAUGGCGAAAACCUCACAGCCACGGCAAAACCAGAAGGAAGAUCCAGACUCCAAGAAUGAGGGCAGCAGCAUCAAGAACGCGGCCACGAAGCCCAAGGCGAAGCGCACCCGCAAGAGCGUCCCCCGGGACUCGCCGCAGCGUCGCAGCUCCGUUUACCGCGGCGUCACCAGGCAUCGAUGGACGGGCCGAUACGAAGCUCAUCUGUGGGACAAGAACUGCUGGAACGAGUCGCAGAACAAGAAAGGAAGGCAAGUGUAUCUAGGGGCUUACGACGAUGAAGGAGCCGCAGCACAUGCGUAUGACUUGGCCGCAUUGAAGUACUGGGGACCAGAAACCGUCCUUAAUUUUCCGUUGUCUGCAUAUGAAGAGGAGCUGAAGGAAAUGGAAGGCCAAUCGAAGGAAGAGUACAUUGGAUCCUUGAGAAGAAAGAGCAGCGGAUUUUCCCGUGGAGUCUCGAAGUACAGAGGAGUUGCAAGGCACCACCACAAUGGUAGAUGGGAGGCUCGAAUUGGGAGAGUGUUUGGCAACAAGUAUCUAUAUCUCGGGACUUAUGCUACCCAAGAGGAAGCGGCCACAGCAUAUGACAUGGCUGCCAUCGAGUACCGGGGGCUCAACGCGGUCACCAACUUUGACCUCAGCCGUUACGUCAAGUGGCUCAGGCCCGGCGCCCCGAACGACUCCGGCACCGACCCAAGCUACUCCCGGCGGAGCCCCAGUGGGGGCGAGGCGGGCAGCGGGGACGUGGCGGGGCCCUCCCCCCACCGAGGCGGCCCGGCCUCCUCGGCGCUGAGCCUCCUGCUGCAAUCGUCCAAGUUCAAGGACAUGCUGGGGAGGACGAGCUCGGCGGAGGACCCCGGGUCGACCACGUCCUCCUCGGAGUCCGAGGCGCCCCGCCGGAUCUUCCCGGACGACAUACAGACCUACUUCGACUGCCACGACGCGGGCGGGUUCGGGGACGACGGCAUCUUCGGCGAUCUGAACUCGUUCGCUUCCCCUAUUUUCCACUGCGAGCUCGACGUUUAGCUUGGCAGCAGUCAUUACGGAGAUUAAUUAGGGUCGAGAAAAAUUUCGGGCAACUAUCGUU
This is a messenger RNA of Rhodamnia argentea, 1174 nucleotides long. RefSeq names its product AP2-like ethylene-responsive transcription factor At1g16060. Gene Ontology annotation, molecular function: DNA binding; DNA-binding transcription factor activity. The record is from RefSeq and is a predicted model, not a curated record. The transcript is spliced from 8 exons. Gene Ontology annotation, biological process: regulation of DNA-templated transcription. Lineage: Eukaryota; Viridiplantae; Streptophyta; Magnoliopsida; Myrtales; Myrtaceae. The coding region runs from base 91 to 1113 and encodes 340 amino acids.